Biomphalaria glabrata is the source of this 1319-nucleotide messenger RNA. RefSeq names its product transforming growth factor-beta-induced protein ig-h3-like. The transcript is spliced from 7 exons. The record is from RefSeq and is a predicted model, not a curated record. Gene Ontology annotation, biological process: extracellular matrix organization; cell adhesion. Gene Ontology annotation, cellular component: extracellular matrix. Gene Ontology annotation, molecular function: cell adhesion molecule binding. NCBI's taxonomy places the organism in Eukaryota, Metazoa, Mollusca, Gastropoda, Planorbidae. Bases 195 to 1127 code for a protein of 310 amino acids.
AACCAGAUAAAUUACCAAAAAAGAUUUGUUUUCAUAGUGAACGUCAAAAUUUUUUUUAUUUUUCAACACUUUCAGAGUAUAACUUAAAAUCUUAGCAUUCGGACAUAAUUUUGUCUCAUAGAAAUCACUUUCACUUAGAUCUAUCUUUGAAUUUGUUUUGUUUUUUUUUUUGUUUUUUUUUUAAAUCUUACAACAUGCUGUGGUUGAGAUUAAUAGUGAUAUUCACUUUCGUCUCAUUGAGUUCUGCACAGACAACUCCAGGACCUCAACUUGUGGACGCACUGAAAGCAGAAGGGAACUUUGGUAUUUUCGUUGACCUUUUGCAGGCUUCUGGCUAUCUAGACCAAUUAAACGCUUCUACCCAUUUCACUGUUUUCGCACCAACUGACGCCGCUUUUGGCAAACUUCCGGCUGGAACUGUUGACUCACUCAAGGCAGACGCCAACAAGCUGGCAGACGUCAUCGGCUAUCACGUGAUCCUCAACAGCGCUUUCAAUCUCAACAACAAUCAGGACAAGGUCUUGACGUCUGCUAACAAUCAUUCAAUCAGAAUCAAUACCUACUCAGUUGUUCAUACUCAGACGGCUGAAGGCGUCAACAUCACAAAGAAAAAUGUCCGCGUUCUGCACGGGAUUCUCCACGAGAUUAACGGAGUGCUGUCCCCUCCUUUAGGAAACAUAAUCGAACUUGGAAGCAACAGAAGUGACAUCUCGACCUUCGAAAGUCUGGUCGCCCAGGCAAACCUAAGCACGUUCUUCACCAAUGAUCACUCGACAACUAUAUUUGUACCGAACAACGAUGCCUUCAAGAAGGUCAGUCAACCUGUCUUGGACUACCUCAGUAGCCACCCAAGUGACUUAGCAGAGGUGCUCAAAUACCACGUGAUCAAACAGUACUCUCUGUACAGCAUUGGUAUGGCCCACAGUUUAAGCCUUCCGUCCGGGGACCAACACAAGGACUACCUGAUGAUUCUCCAGGAAUCAAAUGGAGACCUGAAGGUCAACUCAGCCAAGAUCUUGGAGAAAGACAUUAGCUCUGUGAACGGAGUUGUCCACAUCAUCGACACUGUCCUGAUCCCACCACGUGUUACUGUCGCCAUUGAAGACCAGGGGGUUAUAGUUGGUUGAUGUAACCUAGGCAACAUGGACACCGGAAAUAAAAAACUUUACCGGAAACCAAAUACGUCAUAUUUGCUUUCUGUUUGUAACAAUAAAUCCCUCAAUGCAUUUCCAUUAUGUAGGCUACUGUGGACAUUGUUGGAUAGUUUGCCUUUAAUGUAACCAAAUGCCAUGACUGUAAAAUAAAAUAUUUGGAAUAUA